AUGGAAUGGCUCUUACAGAGCGAGACCGAUGAGCAAGGCCAUGUGGAACUCAAACACGAUGAAGCCACCAUCAUUGCCCACAAUUUCAAAGGAUACGAUGGGCAGUUUAUUUUGAAUUACCUGGUUCACACGGCGUGUAUCAAACCCACCGUCAUCCUGAACGGCAGUAAAAUCUUAUCCAUGCAAGUCUUGGGGUUGAGAUUCAUCGAUUCUUACAACUUUCUACCCUUUGCUCUUGCCAAGAUGCCCUCUGCUUUCGGAUUAACGGAAUUGAAAAAAGGAUAUUUCCCACACUUUUUCAACACGACAGAGAACCAGCAGUAUGUGGGUCCUUACCCGGCCGCUCAUUUCUACAAUCCUGACGAUAUGUCCACAGCCAAUCGUGAAGCCUUCUAUACUUGGUACCAUCAACAAGAGGGCAAAGUCUUUGAUUUCCAGAAAGAAUUCUUAGCUUACUGCAUCUCGGAUGUGGAUAUUUUACGCCGGUGUUGUGCCCAUUUCAAGUCCACCCUGUUUGAUCUGGUGGAAGUAGACCCCUUUCAAGAAUCCAUCACGUUUGCCAGCACGGCUAAUUUAGCCUACCGACGAGGAUUCAUGGUUGAAAAUACCAUCGCCAUCAUUCCUAAUAUGGGCUACCGGCCAGCACGACGAUAUUCAGCUAAAGCUUGUCGAUGGCUCGCCUGGCUAGAACAUCAACAUCACUGCAUACGACAUGCUAGAAAUGGGGGCGAAGUCACGCUUGGACCCUAUACAGUAGAUGGGUAUGAUGAGGAAUCUCGUAUCGUGUACGAAUUCUAUGGUUGUUACUGGCACGGCUGUCCCACCUGUUUCCCGAAUCUGUUGACUGACAUGCAUCCUCAUCGUGUUCAGCAUACGUAUCAAGACCUCUACCUGGACACCUUAAAACGAGCCAGUGCUUUAGAAGACCAAGGCUAUACAGUCGUGAGCAUAUGGGAACACGAGUUUGAUCGUCAGACCCAGACCAAUCCCGACUUACAGGAAUUUUUACAAGGAGUCGAUAUACAAGAUCCUUUGAAUCCCCGUGACGCUUUGUACGGAGGCCGGACCAAUGCUACACGACUGUAUUGUGAGGAGGGUGACAUGCGAUACGUGGAUGUCUGUUCCCUGUACCCGUACGUGUUGAAAUACAAGCCAUUUCCCGUCGACCAUCCCCAAGUCAUCACCAGCCAUUUCACCGAUGUCAGAGACUAUUUCGGGCUCAUUCGUUGUCGUGUCCUCCCACCCCGAGAGCUGUAUCACCCCGUAUUACCUUACAAGACCGGGGGCAAAUUACUCUUUCCCUUAUGCCGCACCUGUGCGGAACAGCGCAACUUAGGACCCGACGAGCGGUGCCAGCACACCGAUUCUGAACGCAGUCUCACUGGCACCUGGGUGACCACCGAACUUCACAAAGCAUUAGAUCUAGGCUAUCGUCUCGACCGCAUUUACGAAGUUUGGCAUUUUGAGAAAACCAGUGACCACUUAUUUCGAGCGUAUAUCAACACCUUUUUGAAAAUUAAACAAGAAGCUUCCGGAUUCCCCGAGGAUUGUCAAACAGCCCAACAGCAGCAACAUUACAUUGAGGAAAUUCAGCAACGAGAAGGCAUUGCCAUGAAUCCGGCCGACAUCCAGAAAAAUCCGGUCCGAAGAACCAUUGCCAAACUCUUUUUAAAUUGUUUGUGGGGGAAAUUUGCUCAACGAUUACAAUUAUCCAAAUCCCUGUAUCUCACGGAAGAAGAAGAAUUACAACAGAAAUUACAAGAUGCCACUUUAGAAGUCAAAGGCAUCGAACUCUUAGAAAAUCGUGAACGCCCCGAAUGUGAUAUGAUGCUGAUCAAUUAUCAGGAGAAAGAAGAAUUUUUAGAAGACUGCCCCUUUGGAAACGUGGUGCUGGCGUGUUUUACAACAGCUCAUGCUCGUUUACAUUUGUACGAGACGUUACAGCCUUUGGGAGAGCGUGUCUUAUACUUUGACACGGAUAGUAUCAUCUAUCAGCACGACGAGACCCAGUUCAAUCCGACCAUUAUCAACAGUUUAGGCGGCUGGACCGAUGAAUUGGGUGGAGAUCGUAUCAUCAAGUACAUGUCGGGCGGGCACAAAAAUUAUGCAUACGAGACCCAGGGGGGAAAAUCUGUCUGCAAAGUCAAAGGAUUGACACUCAAUUAUCGUGCCUCUAGAGUCGUGUCUCUCGAUACGUUGGAAAAAAUGUUAAAAGGAGAAGAAGAAGAAGUCCAUGUCCGCUAUCCGCACUUUAUUCAACGAACCCGCCAGCAUGAUGUGCGAACCAUUCCUCUGGUGAAGAAAUACCGCAUGGUGUAUGAUAAACGUCAACGUAUUCAUGACUAUGACACGCUGCCUUACGGGUAUUAA
This is a messenger RNA of Ostrea edulis (European flat oyster), 2370 nucleotides long. RefSeq lists its product as uncharacterized. The transcript has a single exon. The record is from RefSeq and is a predicted model, not a curated record. Gene Ontology annotation, molecular function: DNA-directed DNA polymerase activity; DNA binding; nucleotide binding. Bases 1 to 2370 code for a protein of 789 amino acids. Gene Ontology annotation, biological process: DNA replication. Lineage: Eukaryota; Metazoa; Mollusca; Bivalvia; Ostreida; Ostreidae.